GGCAAGAGGAUCUCUCACAGUGCGCAGAAGGAAAAUGAGCUCCACAGAAGACCUUGACUAUCCUCAGCUCUUAUUUCAAUACAACAAUGGGUUUUUAGUCUCAAAGAUUAUGUUUACUGCCUGUGAAUUGGGAGUGUUUGAUCUAUUGCUGGAGUCAGAAGGGCCCCUGUCUUCAGAUGCCAUUGCUGAACGUUUGGGCACCAGCGCCAGCGGAAUGGAACGGUUGCUUGAUGCCUGUGUGGGAUUAAAGCUCCUGGGAGUCGAAAUGAAAAGUGAAGGAGCCUUUUACAGGAACACAGAGCUUUCCAACCUCUACCUUACAAAAUCAAGUCCCAAGUCUCAGUAUCAUAAUUUGAUGUACUACUCCAAAACUGUCUAUUUGUGCUGGCACUACCUGACAGAUGCUGUGAGAGAUGGGAAAAACCAGUAUGAGCGAGCAUUUGGCGUUUCAUCAAAAGACCUCUUUGAGGCUCUCUACAGAUCAGAAGAAGAGAUGAUCAAAUUCAUGUAUGGUUUAAAUGCAAUUUGGAGUAUAUGUGGCAGAGAUGUGAUUGGUGCAUUUGACCUUUCACCUUUCACCGUCAUUUACGAUCUGGGAGGAUGUGCAGGUGGUUUGGCCCAGGAAUGUAUUUCUUUGUACCCAAAUUCUACAGUCACAAUUUAUGACCUACCUAAAGUAGUGCAAGUGGCAAAGGAGCGUUUUGUACCCCCAGAAGAACGUCGGAUCACUUUCCAUGAAGGAGAUUUUUUUAAAGAUCCAAUACCAGAAGCUGACCUGUACAUUCUGGCGAGGGUCCUGCAUGACUGGGCAGAUGACAAGUGUAUGCAGCUACUAGCAAAAAUCCACAAGGCUUGCAAGCCUGGGGGAGGAGUGCUGCUGGUUGAAACACUUUUGAAUGAAGACAAAACUGGGCCUUUGGAAACCCAGCUUUACUCUAUGAACAUGUUGGUUCAAGCUGAAGGAAAAGAACGAACGCCAGCCGAGUACAGCAAGCUCCUCGCUGCAGCUGGUUUCAGAGAGAUUCAGGUCAAGAAAACAGGAAAGCUCUAUGAUGCCAUUUUAGGAAGAAAAUAAUUCUGUCUCUUCUUUCUUGCCUAUUGCUAGAUGUGUAAAUGCAGUGAAGUGACCAGCUUUUACUAGACUGCAGCAGUGAACCCUGCUCAUAGUUAACCUUGUCACUUUGUUUGUACAACAAUACACUGCUAGAACAUUCAUUCAUUAUGUAUGUUGAGCCUACAGGGAUUGACAGUGCCAGCUUGAAUGUGAUUCCUGUUUGGUUCUGGACUCUAACUGUGGGAAUAAAGUAAUUAACACAUGUUUAACAAGAAAUAGCAUGUGAAAGCAACACUAUGGAAAGCUUAUACUCUUUGCAUUAUACAUUUUUUCUAUUCUGUCAGACUUUGUACUUUCCUCACUUUUUGCAUAUUUAACAUAAUG
Molecule: messenger RNA, 1438 nt
Organism: Malaclemys terrapin pileata
Lineage: Eukaryota; Metazoa; Chordata; Testudines; Emydidae
Gene: ASMT
Product: acetylserotonin O-methyltransferase
Exons: 8
Coding region: 35-1075 (346 amino acids)
Molecular function (GO): O-methyltransferase activity
Source: RefSeq, a predicted model, not a curated record